Porites lobata is the source of this 774-nucleotide messenger RNA. Lineage: Eukaryota; Metazoa; Cnidaria; Anthozoa; Scleractinia; Poritidae. The record is from the annotation of a GenBank genome assembly.
CAGGCCCGUGUUACUCCAAAACAAGCCACGCCAUUCUUUGUGGACAAAUUGACUCAGUUAUCGAAGCAUCUUGAAGGCGAGCUAGCGAGAUCAAAGUCGAAACUUGACCGUUUCAUUAUCGCACGUGACCAAGCUUAUUUUAAGUUGGCGUUCUUUAGUGGGGACCGCCCAGGAGAUCUUGGUCAGGUAAAAGUUCCGGAGAUCCUUCGUUUUCCAAAUGAUGAUGGGUUCUUAUUUAAUCAUAUCUGGGGUAAGACUUUGCGGGAUGGUGACAGUAAUGUCUUUGGUGUUCGCAGAAAUCCCCAGUCGGUCAUCUGUCCUGUGAAGGGCGUUGAGCAAUAUGUCGAAGUGGCAAGGGAGUUAGGCGUUGAUUUAACAAAGGGAUAUUUGUUUCGUCCGACAACUUCUAAUAAUGGUGUCCAAGAUUCCCCAUUUAGUUCUUCAGCAGCAGAUGCGCGUCUUAAAGUGUAUCUCAAGCAGAUGAAAGCUGAUGAUGGUGAGACAUUGCAUGGCUUUCGUUCGGGUUGUGCGAUAACGUUGGCCCUCACAGGAGCGGAUCUGUCUGAGAUUAUGGAACACGUGGGUUGGGCUAGGAGGCAUACCGCCUUACAUUACCUUCAGCUGGCCAAGGUGCUGAAACAUGAUGGCCCGUCGGGACGACUUGCUACGCCUUCUGCUGAGAAUGUGGUGGCUCCAUGGCAGGAUGUGAAUCAGCUGAAACGUUUUGUGUGUGCUUUUCCAGCUGCUGAGCAGAGGAAACGCCCAGCAGAAUGA